CUCCCUGACUGACACCCAUUGAAAAGAUUUCUUCUUUUUUGAAUUUUUUUCGGGUGGAUCACCGUCCUUUGCAUAAAUCUCUCUUGCUGUUUAGUACGCUGCGCAUUGGACUUUAUUGACGACCAUUGCUUUUUACAACUUAUCCUUAGCUGGAAUUCCCGGAUCCCAUAAAAAUACCUAUAGAAAUACAAGUAGAUCUCCUUCCUUUCUCUCCCAUCCAUUCCUCACUCUGAUAUUUUCUUCCUUUACUUAACAAUAAUGGUGAUGGUGAAAGACAAUUGAAAUGAAAUAGUUGUAGGAGAGAAGAGGACAGCUUCAAUUAUAAAUCUGAGAGACACCCCCACACUGAGUGACCGACCAGCUCUCUCUCCCUCUCUCUCUCCACAAGAUAGUAAUGGAGUGAGAAGCAGCAAGACCCUACACUUCUUCAAUCACGCAGUGACCCAAGUGAUUUAAUAACUUGGGAUAUCGAUCUUCACAUCGAAACGAUGGCUGUGGGGAAGUAUUCUCGAGUUGAUGGAAGGAAGUCAUCGAAUUGUUGUUCAAAGACUAGUCUGGUUGUUUUUGUAGCGUUUUGUUUAAUUGGGGUCUGGAUGUUGAUGUCAACAGUUGUUCCGAUUCAGAAUCAAGGGUCAUCAUCUGAGGAGACCAUGGAUGACGUAAGGCAAGUUAUAACUCAAAAAAAUUCAAAGCAAUUUGAAGACAGUUCGGGGGAACUAUCGGGAACUGUAGCAAAAGAGGAUGAAAAUGACAGUGGUUUGCAGAGUGAAAGCCAUUUGGAUAUUAAGAAUGACCAAAAUGUUGAGGAUGGGUCUGUGAAUACAACGGAAGAAAAACAGGAAGAAGUGGUCAAGGAGGGAUCUGAGGAGAAGACCGAGCCAGAAAGUGACAAUGGUGGUGAGGGAAAUCAGCAAGAGAAGCUUAUGGAAGAGAGAUCUGAUGAGAAACCUUCGAUUGAAGAGGGAAAAAAGACAGAGGAAAUAACUGAUCAAGAAGCUAGUUCAGGAGAUGGGGAGUCCAAUUCCGAAGCUGGAAGAACGGAGGUGGAAGAGAGUUCAGGUACAAAGACAUCUGGAGAGGAGACUUCUGAUGAAGUAAAGCAGGAAGAGGAAGCUAAUAUUCAGACUGAGACGGAAAAGGUUGAGAAAGAUCAGGGAGAAAGUAAUACCAGUGGUAACACAGAAAGCCAGGAAACUACAGCUGAAAAUGAGCAAGGGACAACUCAAGUUGUGGAGUCGCAGAAUGAAUGGAAGUGGAAAGUCUGUGAUGUCACGGCUGGGCCAGACUACAUCCCUUGUCUUGACAAUUGGGGAUCUAUCAAAAAGCUUCCAGGUAGAGGCCACUAUGAACACCGAGAGAGGCACUGCCCUGAUGAAGCCCCCACCUGUCUUGUUCCCCUACCAGAAGGAUAUAAACGACCCAUUCAGUGGCCCACAAGCAGGGGCAAGAUAUGGUACCACAAUGUCCCUCACACGAAGCUCGCAGAAGUUAAAGGGCACCAAAAUUGGGUUAAGGUUACCGGUGAAUACCUCACAUUUCCUGGUGGUGGAACUCAGUUUAUAAAUGGCGCUCUUCAUUACAUUGAUUUUAUUCAAAAAUCUCUGCCUGAUAUCGCAUGGGGUAAAAGAAGCCGUGUGAUAUUGGAUGUUGGGUGUGGUGUAGCUAGCUUUGGAGGAUUUCUAUUUGAAAGAGAUGUUCUUGCUAUGUCAUUUGCUCCCAAGGAUGAGCACGAAGCCCAAGUACAAUUUGCACUAGAACGGGGAAUCCCUGCCAUAUCAGCUGUUAUGGGUACCAAAAGACUACCCUACCCAAGUUCUGUGUUUGAUCUUAUCCACUGUGCACGGUGUAGAGUCCCUUGGCAUAUUGAAGGGGGUAAAUUGCUCUUGGAGCUUAAUCGUGUCUUGCGACCUGGUGGUUACUUUGUCUGGUCUGCUACUCCAGUUUACCAAAAGCUUCCUGAAGAUGUUGGCAUUUGGAAAGCUAUGUCGAAGUUAACAAAGUCAAUGUGCUGGGAUCUAGUGGUAAUUAAAAAGGACAAACUCAAUGGAGUGGCUGCUGCCAUAUAUAGAAAACCCUCUACCAAUGAGUGCUACAAUAAAAGAUCACGCAAUGACCCUCCUCUCUGCAGUGAAUCUGAUGAUCCAAAUGCUGGCUGGAAUGUAACAUUGGAGGCAUGCAUGCACAAAGUCCCGGAGGGUGUAUUAGACCGUGGAUCUCAGUGGCCUCCACAAUGGCCAUCAAGGUUGCAGAAACCACCAUACUGGUUAAAGUCUCUACUUGAUGUUGAUGGGAAAUCUGCCCAAGGAGAUUUCAUUUCUGACUACAAGCAUUGGAAAAAAGUUGUUUCAGAGACCUAUUUGAAUGGGAUGGGAAUCAAUUGGUCUACUGUAAGGAAUGUCAUGGACAUGAGAGCUGUAUACGGAGGGUUUGCUGCAGCUCUAAAAGACUUAAAAGUUUGGGUUAUGAAUGUAGUCCCAGUUGACUCUCGUGACACGCUUCCAAUAAUCUAUGAGCGCGGUUUAAUUGGGAUUUAUCAUGAUUGGUGUGAAUCGUUCAGUACCUACCCCAGAUCUUAUGAUCUUUUACACGCAGAUCAUCUCUUCUCUGUCCUUAAGAAAAGAUGCAGCUUAGUGGCAGUGAUUGCAGAAGUUGAUAGGAUACUGAGGCCAGAAGGGAAACUAAUUGUAUGGGACAACGCUGAAACCUUAAAUGAGAUUGAGAGUAUGGCUAAAUCUCUGCAAUGGGACAUCCGAUUUACUUACUCGAAAGACAAUGAGGGUUUGCUGUACAUUCAGAAGACGUUUUGGCGGCCUGCAGAGAAGGAAACAAUUCUGUCAGCCAUUGCUUAAAUGCUUUAAUCUGCAUCUUUGACGGCCUAAGGCUUAAUCGAUACUGGCAUUAUGGCCAUUAAGUAUUCUUUUGUUUGCUUAUCCAUUAACGUAUAAGGAUCAAGUAUCUAUAAACUAAAUUAAUCCGUUAAUGUGUAAAUUUCACGUAAUUUAUAUUCUUUCAGCUUCAGAAUCCCCCAAAAGCUCCUCCUUUUCUUUACUAAGUGAACUUAUUCCCUGUUGAAAAGAGGGGAUAUUUGGCUUACAAUUUUUGUAUCUUGAUAUUCUGAGUAUAAAUGGAAGUGAAAUACUCAAACCCA
This is a messenger RNA of Pyrus x bretschneideri (Chinese white pear), 3148 nucleotides long. Its product is annotated as probable methyltransferase PMT24. Gene Ontology annotation, molecular function: methyltransferase activity. The record is from RefSeq and is a predicted model, not a curated record. NCBI's taxonomy places the organism in Eukaryota, Viridiplantae, Streptophyta, Magnoliopsida, Rosales, Rosaceae. Gene Ontology annotation, cellular component: trans-Golgi network; endosome; cytoplasm.